UCUCUCUCCACAUCCAUUUCCUUCCCUGCAGAGCGAAAAUGGCGGUCUUAUGCAAUGCCAUCUCUGCUUGUCCUAUUAUAACAUCCGCUAAAGUUGCAGUGUGUUCGAGCUCUCGAGUCUCAGUUCCUCAGCUUCAUCUUUCCAAUUCUCCCUUUGUUCCUGAGGUUAACAAGGCAAUUGAUUCUUUGUCAAAAGAGUUCAGAGAAGUUGACAAUUUAGUGGCUCGCAAUACUGCCCGAGUUUUGAGAGCUUUCCAAAGGGUCAGGGUUGGGUCUCAUCACUUUGGUGGUAGCACGGGCUAUGGUCAUGAAGAAGCUGGUGGACGUGAAGCCUUGGACGAGGCUUUUGCAGAAAUUUUUGGUGCUGAGUCUGCAAUUGUACGAGCACAGUUCUUCUCAGGUACUCAUGCUAUCACUUGUGCAUUAUUCGCUUUCUUAAGACCAGGGGACGAGCUGUUGGCGGUGGCUGGUGCACCUUAUGAUACUCUGGAGGAAGUUAUUGGAAAAAGGGAUUCUGGUGGAUUGGGUUCCUUAAAAGACUUUGGAGUAGAAUACCGGGAAGUCCCCCUUGCAGAGGAUGGCGGGCUUGACUGGGAUGCACUUAAAACAUCUUUAAGACCUCAUACGAGGUGUGCACUCAUACAGAGAUCAUGUGGUUAUUCCUGGCGUCGCAGUUUGAGUGUAACUGAGAUAGGUCAGGCCAUCACUAUAAUCAAGAUGCAGAACCCAAGAUGCCUGGUCAUGGUAGAUAACUGCUAUGGUGAAUUUGCUGAUGACAUCGAACCUCCUAUGGUGGGUGCUGACCUAAUUGCGGGCAGUUUAAUAAAAAAUCCUGGUGGGACGAUUGCACCAUGCGGUGGAUAUGUUGCAGGAAGAAAAAGAUGGGUGGAAGCAGCAGCUGCCCGUCUCUCGGCUCCAGGACUUGGAGUUGAUUGUGGCUCGACCCCUGGUGAUAUAAUGAGAACCUUCUUUCAGGGUUUAUACCUCUCACCUCAAAUGGUUGGUGAAGCAAUAAAGGGAAGCUUUCUGAUAGCUGAAGUCAUGGCAGCUAGAGGAUAUAAAGUGCAGCCACUUUGUCGGGUCAAGCGUCAUGAUACAGUGCAGGCAGUACAACUUGGAAGCCGUGAGCGUCUACUUUCCUUUUGCGAGGCUGUUCAGAGAAGUUCUCCUGUCAGUUCUUUUAUCAGGCCUGUUGCAGGUGCGACUGCUGGCUAUGCAUCUGAGGUAAUUUUUGCUGAUGGAACCUUCAUCGAUGGAAGUACUAGCGAGCUCUCAUGUGAUGGGCCGCUAAGAGAGCCUUUCUCUGUGUUUUGUCAGGGUGGCACUCAUUGGACGCAGUGGGGACUAGUUUUGGGGGAGGUUUUGAAAUCUCUAUGAAACCUGGAAAGAUUGUGCAUUGGUGAAAUACCCUUAGCGAAACUUCUUUGUUUGCACCAAGUUCCUCAAAGUCUCAUCGACAUGGUGAAUUGUCGCCUAAAGAGAAUACAUCAAUUUUCUACCAUUUAGAGGUAAUGAUAACAAUUUUCUAUUUGCACUGCGGAAAAGCCUUGGUCUGCCAAUGAUGAUAAUUACCGGUUUGGUCUUCUAUGAACUACGGAUAUGUGAAAGUCUGGAAGGAUAACUAUGAUCAUAUGUACCUCUUGACUAUGAUAUUUUCGUGGCUUCAGUGAGUAUGAUUAUUCUAUUGAAAAGAUUUCCUUUAAUGAUUGUCAGAUUAUGGACGCAAUCACUAAUUCCUGUCUCACCCCAUCAGGCCAGAGAAUGAUAACAUGUGGUCCACAUUGUCUUAUCGUAUACAAGAUGCAAAGGAGGUGAAGUUGGUUGCUCCGCCAUGGAAAUUAGAACAAGAAAUCCGGCGUAAGCAUUUGUUAGUCUCAGUAUUAAUGUUUUGGUCAAUACAAGUUGUUUCUCAGAAAAGGAAUGAAAAAAAAUUGCAUGGAAUUUCAAAGGCACAGCCAUGUGUUUCAAAGAGGAAAAUGAGAGGGUUGGUUUCCCCUCUUCCGAUGUGCACCAGAAGAUAUGGUUAGAAAGUUCUGUAGAUUCCUGAAAGUAAUAAAUUAUAUUCUUCCUGACAAAACAUGCAUGAUUUUACUAGGUGCUCAAAUACUUGAAAUGAUUUUCAAUUCAUUGUUUAUGGGUAAUCCUAAAAGGAUAAUGAGAAAAGAUUGGCAGAGCUAGGAGCACUGGUGUUGUUUAUCAUUCUGUUAUAAUUUAAUUACUCUGUACCAUGUUUAGCUCA
Messenger RNA from Nicotiana tabacum (common tobacco), 2238 nucleotides. The record is from RefSeq and is a predicted model, not a curated record. NCBI's taxonomy places the organism in Eukaryota, Viridiplantae, Streptophyta, Magnoliopsida, Solanales, Solanaceae.